This is a messenger RNA of Triticum turgidum subsp. durum (durum wheat), 213 nucleotides long. The record is from the annotation of a GenBank genome assembly. NCBI's taxonomy places the organism in Eukaryota, Viridiplantae, Streptophyta, Magnoliopsida, Poales, Poaceae.
AUGCAUCUUACUACAUGUUUGUAUUUAUUUACAUUGAUAUUUUCUUACUGCUUGCCUGUCCUUUCUCCUCUCCCUGCGCCCUACUUGUGUGUUCUUGCUCUUGCUUGUUGCAUGCGCAGGUUAAUUUCUUCUUGUGCUGUCCUGUGUCCUGUGUCCGCCCUCACAUUGUUCGCGUUAGUCUGCACUCCGUUCAUUUGCAUGGAACAUGUUUGA